Molecule: messenger RNA, 1378 nt
Organism: Acaromyces ingoldii
Lineage: Eukaryota; Fungi; Basidiomycota; Exobasidiomycetes; Exobasidiales; Cryptobasidiaceae
Product: WD40 repeat-like protein
Exons: 3
Coding region: 43-1278 (411 amino acids)
Molecular function (GO): protein binding
Source: RefSeq, a predicted model, not a curated record
GAUUCACUUGGUAGGAUGGAGGAUGGGCGCAGCCCAGCGGCGAUGGAGAGCAAGGCCGAGGAUGCAGAUAUGGGGCCUGCGUCUGUCAAUGGGACACACGCGCAGUCACACGACCAGAACGGCAGUGGUGGCAGCGGCGGCGGCGGCGGCGGCGGCGGCACAGCGGGAGGCGAGGGAGUGGCCAUGUCGGUCGAUGGGCCAGCACGGGCAAAGGAAGAAGAAGACAGGCAGAGGUACGAGCUCGUGUACACGCUACUCGGCCAUCAACGCUCUGUUUCGGCAAUCGCCAUCUCGCCAGACGGGAUGAUGUUGGCAUCUUGCGGUGCUGAUGGUCUCAUCAAGCUGUGGUCUCUCGCUACGGGGGCCUUGCGCGCGACAUUGAGGGCUCCUGCCACGCUCGGCCUCGGCGCGCCAGAGGGGAUGGAGGAUGCACAGGGAGGAGCUGGUGGUGGUGUUGGUGUUGCAUCAGGGCUUAGUGAUGUGGCUUGGAGCAGUGAUGGAAGGUACAUUGUCAGUGGGGGCGACGACCGCAUGGUGCGCGUCUGGGAUGCCGUGCGCCACGUCCUGGUUCGCCAAUUUGAGGGACACACGUCCUUUGUCUUUUGCGUCAACUUUAGCCCUAGCGUCAACCUCGUCGUGUCGGGCAGCUUCGACGAGACGGUCCGACUCUGGGAUUUGAGAAGGGGAACAUGCCACCGGGCCAUUGCGGCGCACUCCGAGGCUGUGACCGGUGUCGAUUUUAGCCGCGAUGGCGCCAUGAUUGCGAGCUGCAGCUACGACGGCCUCAUCCGGUUCUGGGAUACGUCGACGGGCCAAUGCCUCAAGACGCUCGUCCACUCGGAUAAGGCCCCCGUCUCCUCGUGCCGCUUCUCGCCCAACGCGGCACAGCUGCUCGCCUCGUCGCUCGACGGCCACCUCCGGCUGUGGGACGUGGCCAAUUCGCGCGUGCUCAAGACCUAUGCGGGCCACCACAAUGAAAAGUAUGCCAUCAAGGCCGCAUUUACCGCUCCAUAUCACCGCCGUCGUCGUCAGGCCAGCGAGGAGGGGAAAGGUGCUCAGACGAAUGGCGGGAAGCAAGAGCAAAGAAUCUCGGUCGUGACUGGCAGCGAGGACCAGAGGGUGUACCUCUGGGACUUGCAAACAAAACAGGUCGUCGAGACGCUCCAGGGCCAUCACGAUGUCGUCAUUGCCGUGGCCUCGCACCCAACACUGCCCAUUCUCGCGUCUGCGAGCCUGGAGCACGAUCCUUGCAUCAAAGUCUGGAGACUCGGUCGAUGACGCAUGCAACACUGCGCGCCGGCCCUUGUACUGUCAUUGCCACCUCUUUCAUUUCUCUUUUUGUCUGUAACAUCAAUCGCAUACACAGGUUCAGCCUCAC